Messenger RNA from Rotaria socialis, 4428 nucleotides. NCBI's taxonomy places the organism in Eukaryota, Metazoa, Rotifera, Eurotatoria, Philodinida, Philodinidae. The record is from the annotation of a GenBank genome assembly.
AUGUUUUCAGUUGUGAUAGAUGCAACGACAGUAUCCCAUGCUACAACUAUCAAAGGUGGCUCUCGAGAAAAAAAUACUGGCAGCAGCGAAGGUGGCACUUUGCUGUGGGUCUAUGGUACUGGUUUCGCACAGAAUGCUUUCAGUGAAGUACCUUCAAAAAACACUUCAAAUAGUGUCAAGUUGACAAAAGGAGAUAAUACCUAUGACUGUCAAAUGCAUAUCGAAAAAGUAACCGACACUCAGUUAACAUGCUACACUCCAGCAUUACCGCCAGGCCAAUAUAUAGUUAGGGUAUAUGUAGAAGGCAAUUUGAUAGAUCUCUCCCAACACACCUAUCCCAAUUCGGCCACUUUUCGGUCAACCCAGAGCAACGCACCUCGUAUUACUCAAAUAUUACCACAAGCAGGAUUGCCUCAAAGAUUGAUUAGAUUGUACGGAUACUUCAAAUCGAAAUGUUACUUGCGUGAAUUUGAUGGUUGCUCCGGAUCAGAUGUGCCUGUUAUUUCUCGCAUAUAUGUAGGUGGUCAGCUAUGUAACCUUAUUGAUCCCGAUGGUGGUGUCUACUAUUCCAAUUUAAAUUCCACUCAACUUACAUGCCGUUUUGAGAGUAACGAAGUUGACAUAUUCAAUGUGACGAUGCUUGUUACAAAUGAAUAUGGGCGUUCGUCGGUUGAUGCAAGCCUAUUUCGAAUGUCAAGCACUGGUCAAUUAUAUAAUUUUGAAACGUAUGCUGUUAUCGCGAAUAUAUCGUCUAGUAAUGGCAGUGUAGAAGGAGGUACCAUUUUAACAAUUAACGGAAAUUAUUUCUGUGCAAGUAAUCGCUAUCCACUGAUCGUGAAUAUCGACGAUCAGCCAUGUACUAUCUUUAGUAGCAAUCUGACUACAAUUCAAUGUCAAACAUCGGCGAUGCCCGCUAACCAUCGAAGUUAUUUUCAUGGUGGUCGUGGUCUACAUGUCUAUUACCAAUCUGGUUUCAUUGAUUUAAAUAAUUUGGGUAAUUCGAGUCCUCCACUUCCUGGCAUCAAUGCCACUCGAAUGUGGAUAGACGAAGCCUCAUUUUCAUCUCAAUUUCCAUCUCCUACCACCGUAUGGUUAAUUGGAUUUCUGCGUGUGCCAAUAACGACUAAAUUCAUAUUUCGAUUGGAAACCGGUUCUUAUGCUGCCCUAUAUCUAAGCACUGAUGAGAAUCCAGAUAACAAAAUAAAAAUUGUUUCUAAUUUAUUUCCAGAAUCAAGCGGAAUUCUGCUACAAAAUGAUACUAACUAUUACAUAUUAUGUAUCGGUUCAAAUUACAGUGGUGCUUUUAGUUUGAAUAUUAAAGCAGCUAUGCGCCAAUACAAAUCAAGCACACCAAGUAGUUCUUUAGGUACACAUGAAAUUCAACAAAUCACUAUUGGUGCCAAUGCUACCAGCGAAUAUCAGCGUAUUGUGUAUAUGACAAAUAUGUCAAUCGAUGGAGUAUCUGAAGUGCAAGAUGUAGACGCUGUUUUUGAAAUGUUUCAAAUUGGUUUUGAAGGAGUCUACACAGCACUACUUGAUGGACCACCCGAAGCGACCGUUGUACAAGAUGCUCUCAAUGAUUUGCCAACAAUCUUCCCGCUAUCUGUUACGGUCACGUUCGUACAUAGCGCAUAUAGAGUGACAUUUCCAGUUGAAAUGGGUGAUGUUUCACUACUCACUGUAAUAUCAACAGCAUUUGAACGUCCGCAAACUGCUGCAGAAAUCGUACAAGGAAUCGCAUCUCGUUCGAAGAUAGCAUUUCGACUCAAUGGAGCAACAACAAGCUAUCUAGAUUUUGAAGCAAAUGCAGUUACAGAAUCGACACUGAGAAGUGAGUUUAUGAACUUAUUCAAUAUUCGAUGUCCACCAUCGUUAAACAAUCGACAUGCAACGCCUUCUAUUGUGUACGUAAAUGAAUUUGAAGUCUCAAAUUCAUUUAAUGAGACAUUCAACAUUGAAGAUCAAGCAUUUUGUGGCCGUAGUGCACUCACAAGUUCAAGGCAGUGUCUUGUUUGUGAAAACACAUUUAUUGCCGACUACUUUUGUUUCGCCUAUAAAAUUACUACUGGAAAUUCGAUAUUUCUCAAUUAUUUAGUCCAGAGCGAUGACAAUCAGCCAGUAUUUGAGCGUAUUUCGUUGAAUAUAAAUUCAGAUUCGCGUUGGCACUAUAAAUGUAUUAAUCUACGUGACACACUCGAGAGCUAUUCUUUUACGUACUUGAGUGUAACUUCAUUUCUGAUUAUUCAAGUAAAACUUGAUAACUUUGUUCCACCAAUGAUCAUGAUUGAUACAGUCACAUUACGUACUUCACUCCCGACUGGCUACGAAGAGGACAGCAUAAUUUUAUCAACUGAUCAAUCAUCCUCAGGCGUAUGUUCAUUUCCAUUCUUUUACAACAAUCAAAAUCACUCGUCAUGUAUACUUGAUGCUGAUGCUAUGCCUAUUUGUGGUUUAACUUCUAAUGUAACAUACUAUUGUCAAAAUUCAUCGAUCGAAGGUGUUCGGCGAUUAUAUCCAAAAUAUCAGUUACUCUAUAAUUCUUUUAGUAUAACAUUUCUAAUGUCGAAUCGUACAAUUGAUAUUUCAUUUCGCUAUACGUCGUGCAUGUCUCCAUCAUUGAUCGAAGUGUUGCCUUCCAUUACUGGUCAAGUGAUUUCAAUUGUAAAUGCAUCCAAGCCAGUAGAUGGAUAUUAUUCGAUAAUGUUUGAUGGGAAAGUACAUUUUCCAAUUCCAGCAAAAAUAACUGGGUCUAAUCUGGCUAAUCUACUUCAAUCAUUUUCUGAUUUUGGUUAUGUAGCUGUAGCACGUACAGGAGAGUGUGCUCAGUAUACAUAUACAAUUGAAUGGUUAGCUAAUGAUGAACAACCGCUCAUUUCAAUCGCGAACUCUUCUGAAGUAAGACCAAUUAACGCACCAAUAAUCGUUUCGUCAAUACGACGUGGCAAUGCAAUCAAUGAAUUUUAUAAUGUUCCAAAUGAUAUUCUACGAACAUAUCAUACGACUCCUCAGGUAGAAGUACUUGUUGGCGGCUAUUCAUCUUGGUGUGCAAAGGAAAAUAAUAAUUGUGAAUUUCUAUGGUCAAUUGAUCAUACACCUACGAUCACAUCUGUUGUACAGAAUGGAGCAUUGGUAACCAUUUUUGGUACUGGAUUUAGUAAUGAAUUCAGUGCAAAUAUAAUUACCAUCGGUAAGAAUGGGUCAUGCAACAUCGUAUCAGCCAACACGACGUCAAUUAUUUGUACUAUUGUUAACGCACCGUCAGGACCACAAAUUCUACAGCUGAAUAUUGUUGAAAAAGGUCUUGUAUCAAGUAAUGACAUUGUUAUAGUGAAUGUGCCACUCUUGAUCACAUCAUUUGAUCCAACUGGGGGAGAUGUGGGAGGUGGUUAUCAAUUAGCAAUUAUUGGCAGUGGAUUUUCGCCAAAUGCUUUCAUUACUAUUGGCGAGAAUUUCUGUAGAAAUUUGACUGUCUUUAAUUUUAGUUCAAUCCAAUGUACCGUUCCUCCUACUGGGAGUAUGACUUUGAUUCGAGUAGCAGUGAUCGUUAUUGACGGAUUUAAUAUAGCUAGUGCAUCUGGACAAUUUACAUACAACGUGACAAAUACUCCAAUUAUCUAUAAUAUUAGUCCGACAUUUGUAACGAUGCUUGGUGGACUAUUGAAUAUCAGUGGCACCGGAUUCGGCAAUGAUAGCAUUUCUGUUUUUGUUGCUACUACAAGUGUUCGUGUUUUAGCGUCUUCGAACAAUUAUAUUCUCGUCAAUUUAAGUGCACUACCACCAGGACUCUAUCCGGUGACAGUUCGCACUUCGAUGGGCUUUGCACGACCUAUCUUUCAUAUCGAAUAUCGAUUCUAUGUACAAGAAGUAUCUCCUCAAAUCGGUUCGGCUUACGGUGGUACCGACGUUUAUGUAUAUGGAGGAGGUUUUGCAAAUGGCACCCGUAUUCAAUUGCGUGAUCAAAGCAAUCGCAGCUUUCCCUGUAAUAUUAUUUCGAUUCAAUCGAAUCGAAUUCAUUGUCAAACAACAUCCAAUUCUCUGCAAGUAACAGUAACAUCGAACGGUUUUCAUCCGACUUAUGGUUUUGGUUAUGCUUGGUAUCCUACUCGUGAAACAGUGAGACAAGGAACGAUUGUUACUUGGUACUGGAGUUCUCCUGAAUUAAGUACGCCAGUUUACUACAAGAUACAGCAAGUAGCGAAUGCGUAUAGUACUGAACCAAUCCCAUACGGAUUUGACUCUGGUUCCUCGACAUCUGUUGGUUCAUUUUCCUAUCAAUUCGAUAGUUUGGGCACUUUCUAUUAUUGGGCACCAAAUAUCGAUCAAUCUACUGGAUAUUCAAUGCGAGGCGUUAUCGAUGUGGUAGCCUUAGAACCUGAAAUAAUGACUGUAGAAACCAUCUUGAAUAAUUUUACUGGCAAGAUUCAAUAG